AUGGACAGUCCUGAAGAAAACAUCGUCGCCAUAUCAAACGAAACCACAGUCGCCGUUACCAGUGAGGAGACCGUUACCUCGAUUCGUGUCCCCUCUGCUUCUCCAACUCCUGGACCUUCAACUGAAAGCAACCUGAAGCGUAAACUACCAAACUACCAAGAGUCAAGGAACGGAGCUGUAUGGGUAGAGUGCAUGAGCUGCGGCAAAUGGUACCACCAAGAAUGUACUGGCACAGAGUCGCCACAGUUCCUGUGUGAUAAUUGUGAUAAAGUAGACUUUUCAGGCACUGAUGACAGUGAUUGGGCACCUGAAUAG
Molecule: messenger RNA, 315 nt
Organism: Parnassius apollo (apollo)
Lineage: Eukaryota; Metazoa; Arthropoda; Insecta; Lepidoptera; Papilionidae
Source: the annotation of a GenBank genome assembly